AUGUCCAACAGUGCCAUAGAGCGCGACAACCCCCCGCCACGGCGCAAGUCGUGCACGCCUUGCAUCAAGGCCAAGCGGCGGUGCGAGUAUCCCGAUGCGACAACGGCGGCGGCGGCGUGUAUGCGCUGCGCGCGUCGCGGCGUCAUGGUGUGCGAUUACCCACACCACCACCGUCAGAGGACUGGUACGACAACGCCGCAGGGGGUGACGUCGACGCUGACGGAGCUGGCGGAGGUCCGCACCGCGCAGCUGCAAGACUGGCUGACCAUGCCGCCACCGGUGGACAUGGAUAUAGGGCCCCUGAUAAACGGGGUGGACAGGAGCGGCUUCGAGGUCGGUGGUGGUCUGGCGGACCUUGACCAUGCUACGAUAUGCGGUGACUGGGAGUGGCUGCCGGGGCCGUACUUGCACGCCGAGAUGGCGACGGCAGACGACUACAACUACGUGCCGACGCUUGCCUUUUUCGACCCGGGCACGGCCGUGCUGGCGCCGGCGGCGCAGCAGCUCGCCUACAUAGCGGCGCUGCUGCGGUCGCGGCUCGCCUUCGCCGUGGAGCUGAUGCGCCGCGCGCCGCGCACCAUGGUCGCGCGCCUCGAGACGCCCUGGUCGCACCACCUGCUCUACCAGCAGGCCAUGCCGGCGGCGAUGCAGGACGCGCUCGGGUGCUGCGCGCUCUACCUGGCGCGGACGGGGAGCAACGCGGGCGUUGUGUUUGCGCUGCUCGGCGCGCGCGUCCACGCCCUGCUCGCCGCCGCCGCUGCAGCGCCGGCCACGCUGCAGCAGACGCUCGCGCACACGCACGCGCUGCUGCUGUACCAGGCCAUGCAGCUCUUCGACGACGACGGGGUGCUGCGCGAGACGUGGCAAGAUUGGGCGCUGAAUGAGUCGGCGCGGCGCACUGUGCUGGUUUCGUUUUAUAUGCUGCAGGCGUACCGGGCCAUGACGGGAGGGGUAGAGGGGCAGCCGCCGCGGUGUACGGCGCUGCGGCACGCGUGGACGCUGUCGAGGGCGCUGUGGUGCGCGCGCAACGAGGGCGCGUGGGAGAAGGCGUGGACGGACGGCCGCUGGUGGGUGGUGACGAAUAGCAGGACGAGGUGGGAGAGGAUGACGCACGAGGCUGCGCCGCAGGAUGUGGAUGCGUUUGGGCGGAUGUGGAUGACGGCGCUGAUGGGCGUGGAGGAGGCGGAGGGCUGGUUUGCGAGGAAAGGGGGGGUUUUGAGGGAGAGGGACGGGGAUGAGCUGGACACGGCUGUGGUUUGGUGA
Messenger RNA from Cordyceps militaris CM01, 1263 nucleotides. Its product is annotated as C6 finger domain protein, putative. Bases 1 to 1263 code for a protein of 420 amino acids. The transcript has a single exon. The record is from RefSeq and is a predicted model, not a curated record. NCBI's taxonomy places the organism in Eukaryota, Fungi, Ascomycota, Sordariomycetes, Hypocreales, Cordycipitaceae.